Messenger RNA from Belonocnema kinseyi, 785 nucleotides. RefSeq names its product 39S ribosomal protein L32, mitochondrial (gene mRpL32). The transcript has 4 exons. NCBI's taxonomy places the organism in Eukaryota, Metazoa, Arthropoda, Insecta, Hymenoptera, Cynipidae. Gene Ontology annotation, biological process: translation. Gene Ontology annotation, molecular function: structural constituent of ribosome. Gene Ontology annotation, cellular component: mitochondrial large ribosomal subunit. The record is from RefSeq and is a predicted model, not a curated record. The coding region runs from base 64 to 669 and encodes 201 amino acids.
AUGUGCAAUAAACACGCACGCAAGAGUCACAUUACCAAGAAACAAAUAGAUUAAAAUUAAAGGAUGGUGUCGAAUAUUAUUAACCGGUUAAAUGUUGCCUUGCAGAAGGUCGAUCGUUUUGUAGAAUUAAUUUUUAGAGGAGGAUUUCCGCCACAAGCUCUUUCUGCAAUGGAAGUUAAUUGUGAUAAAUGGAAUAACUUCACUUAUAAGGGAGGGUCGUUUUCCCUUAAAGACAUCUGGGGGGAAGGAAUUUUUUGGGGUGUUCCAAAACACAGAAGAACAAUAGAAAAACGUUGGAGGCGAAAAUUCGGUCAUCCAGAUUAUCACCUGAAAUUAUUAAAACCAAGGACGAAUCUUAUUACGUGUCACUCUUGUGGUCACGCUCACGAAGCAGGAAUUCUUUGCGCACACUGUUAUGGAAGAAUCAAAGAAGAAACUACAAAAAUGCAGGAAGCAAUUGUACAGAAUUUAGGACUCGACCCGGUUGAAAAGGAAGUUAUUGUUCUAUAUGAAGGUGAAAAAGUGGAUAAGACGAAAGAGUUUUGGAAGAAUCAGCGUAUAGUUGAACUGCCUCAAAAAAGACCAGAGUGGUUCCAUAAAAAUUUGCUGCAGCCAACAACACAAGAACCAUCUGAUAGUACGGAAGUAAAACCUACAAAUCUAGCCUAAAUGUAUAUUCUCAUUAAAGAUGGUAGAUUAAUUCUUUAAGAUUUAUUCAGUUUGUUUUAAUUGGAUACAUUGUUUUUCAUUUGCUGAGUAUAAAAAAUAAAUAGGAAGUACAUAAA